AUACGGAGCCUGCUAGCUGGCCGUCUCCCCCGGUUCGUGUCGUUUUUCUGCUCUUGCUGCUGUUGAUUGAGAGGAGAGAGAGAUGCAGGGUAGCUCCACGAUUCUCUUGUUGGCACUGUGGAUGUCUCUGGCGUCUGCCCAAGAUAUCUACGUGAGACUCACAAACACGGUCACCCAGGGACCUGGAAGUCAGUACGAAGGAAGGGUGGAGGUGUACUACAGUGGCCAAUGGGGUACUAUCUGCAGUCGUGGCUUCGAUUGGGAAGACGCACACGUCAUUUGCGUCAUGGCCGGCUUUGGUACCGCUGUCCGUCCCGUCACUGAUGGCUUCUAUGGACCUGCAAACAGCAAUGUACCCAUUCUCCUGGAAGAUGUUGGGUGUAAUGGAACCGAGACGUCUCUCGUCAACUGUGAUGUGACAUGGAACAGAGUCGGACCGGAAUGCGGUCACAAUAAUGACUCUGGUGUCGUCUGCACCGAUGAUUUUGCAGUACGACUGGUGGACGGUGAUGUUCCGAAUCAAGGUCGAGUCGAAGUCUACCAUGAUGGCGAAUGGGGCAGCAUUUGCGACGAUUUCUUCGGUUUCGAGGAAGCUGUUGUCAUCUGUCACGAACUAGGGUUCCCUGGAGCUGAUGACUCUCGGCAUAGAGGAGGAGCAUUCCCUGGAGGAAACGGGCUGAUUUGGAUGGACAAUCUCCAGUGCACGGGUCACGAGACCUCCAUUGCCGAGUGUACCUUCCCUGGAUGGGGGAGUCACAACUGCAGACAUAGUGAAGACGCUGGCGUUAUCUGCACUCCAGCCUCUCACAAUCCAUUCACCUACGUCCCUAUUCGUCUCAACAAUGGAUCCGCAACCUCAAACUCCACCGGUGGAGAUUUGCAGUACGGUAGAGUUGAGAUGUUCAUCAACAACACGUGGGGUACAGUAUGUGACGACGGAUGGGGAAUUGAAGAUGCCGACAUUGCCUGCAGACAACUUGGUUUCUUCGGUGCCUUGCUGGCGUCGAGUCGCUCGGAGUACGCGCAAGUGGCGCCCUCCACGGUCCCCAUUUACUGGGACGAAGUUCUGUGCCAUGGAGACGAAGUGGCCCUCAGCGAGUGUCACCACAGGACCACUGGCGUCCACGACUGCUCUCACUAUGAAGAUGCUGGCGUCUUCUGUACUAUCGACGACGUAGUACCAGAUGCUCCUAAAGUCCGCCUCGCCAUAAACAACAACGGAAGUCUCGACGAGAACGGUCACGCAUUCGAAGGCCGCGUAGAAGUCAACUUUUACGGAGUCUGGGGAACUAUUUGUGAUGACUACUGGAGUUUGGCCGACGGCGACGUCAUUUGCAGGACGUUGGGGUACACGUAUGCGGACGAGGUGGGGUACAGUGCCGUGUUUGGUACCGGAACGGGACCGAUCUGGAUGGACGAUGUCCAGUGCGAGGGAACAGAGUCCAGGAUUGACCAAUGCGACUUCCCUGGCUGGGGCGUUCACAACUGCUACCACUUCGAGGACGCCUCCGUUGUCUGCUCGUACCGACAGCCAGGUAGUGAUGUGAGACUGGUCGGAGGUUCCAGUUCAAUGGAAGGCCGCGUCGAAGUUCUGCACGAAGGAGUGUGGGGAACGGUAUGUGGCGACGACUGGGGAUCUGGAGAUGCGCAGGUCGUCUGCCACCAACUCGGUUUCUAUGGCACCGCUACGGCCGUACGAGGCACGCAGUUCGGCUUUGCGUCGUCGAGCCAACCGAUCUGGUUGGACGACGUGGGGUGCACGGGGUCAGAAAUGUAUCUGUCCAACUGCAGCCACAGUGGCUUUGGAAAUCAUGACUGCUACCACUACCAAGACGCUGGAGUCGUCUGUCAAGGUUCGCCAUUUUUGAUUCCUGUUCGUCUCUCGAAUGGAACUCGACCGAAUGAGGGAACUGUUGAAAUAUUCUACCAGAACAGAUGGGGCACUAUUUGUGAUAUUUUCUGGACGCUUCAAGACGCCAACGUAGUCUGCAGACAACUCGGAUAUGAUGGUGCCUACAAUGCUACUCACAGCUCCUACUAUGGCGACAGUGGACUAACAACUGUCAUGGCGUACACCGAUUGCUUCGGACAAGAAAGCCAGCUGGCAAACUGCACCGGUUUCCGUUACUCUCCGUACAUACCUCAGUGGUAUUGCGACGACAGCACUAUAGCUGGAGUCAUGUGCAUCGGAACGGAGGAGGGCCCGCCGCCGAUCCGUCUGGUGGGAGGGUCGGUGGCCCACGAGGGAAGGGUGGAGAUUCUGGUCCAGGGGCAGUGGGGCACGAUAUGCGACGACAUCUGGGACCCGGCAGAUGCCGAGGUGGUGUGCCGACAGCUGGGCUAUCUCGCCGAGGGCGCCGCGGCACUCCCGUUUGCUCAUUUCGGAGAGGGAUCGGGUCCAAUUGUACUGGACGAUGUGAACUGCACUGGACUUGAGCUGUACGUGACUGACUGCCCCAACUCUGGGUUUUACCUCCACAACUGUGCCCACUCAGAGGAUGCUGGAGUUCGCUGCAACUCUCGCGGUCCUCAGAAUGACUACACCUAUCCAAUAAGACUAGUCACAAAUGGGACGAUCACCACCCCCAACGAGGGGACGGUGGAAAUCCUUCACAACGGAACCUGGAGCGCCAUUUGCGAUGAUUACUGGGGUUACUCUGAGGCCGUCGUUGCCUGCCAUAUGCUUGGCUUCGCAACUGCAGUUCGCGCCUAUAUCAGAUCAUUCCAUGGACCAGUAGACGGUGAUACGUUCCUGGACAACGUGCGCUGUGCCGGGACCGAGAGAGAGAUAUUUGAAUGCUCUCAUAGCUCUAGUAUCAGCCGAAACUGUGACAAAACUCAACAAGCUGGCGUCUCCUGCACCAACUACACAGCCAGUGAGUAUACAAUAACGACUGGUAGGAGGCAGUGACCCACACGAGGGAAGAGUGGAGAUAUACUAUCAAGGAGAGUGGGGAACUGUUUGUGACGACAGCUGGGGACAACAGGAUGCCGAUGUGGUAUGCCACCAACUGGGCUACGCAAACGCCAGUCGCGCAACAGUCAGGGCGGAGUUUGGUCAGGGCACAGGCGAGAUCUGGCUCGACAAUGUCGCCUGUACCGGUUACGAAAACUCGCUUGACGAGUGUCGUAACAACGGCUGGGGCGACCAUAACUGCAUACAUAGAGAAGACGCCGGAGUUGUUUGUCAAGGCGAGCUACUUCCGAUUCGUCUAAGAGACGGCCACUCGGAAAUGGAGGGCAGGGUUGAGGUGUACUACAACGGCACGUGGGGGACGGUGUGCGACGAUUACUGGGACCUCAGAGACGCCACCGUGGUCUGCAGACAGCUGGGUUACGCCGAGGCCAUCAGCGCAGAGCUGUUCUCUCGCUUCGGAACCGGAGAAGGUCCGAUCUGGUUGGACGAUGUGGCGUGCGUUGGCACGGAAACCUCUCUGUUCGAGUGCUCCAGCACAGGCCUCGGGCAACACAACUGUCGGCACUACGAGGAUGCCGGAGUCAAUUGCAGCGACCACAUCACACCGUCUCCGGUGACGGACCUCCGACUGGUGGGCGGGGUCAACGCCACCGAGGGACGUGUGGAGAUCUUCUUCAACAACACGUGGGGAACGAUCUGUGAUGACUCGUGGGACUUCCGAGACGCUGAGGUCGUAUGCCGAUAUCUGGGCUUCGAGUCGGCCAUUGAAGCCCUUUCUAACGGAUAUUUCGGAGCCGGAGAUCCCGACCAGCCAAUCUGGUUGGACGACGUUGAUUGUUUCGGAAGCGAGAGCAUCAUUACGUCGUGUCUCACGUCACGAUUCGGGGUCCACAACUGUGUUCAUCUGGAGGAUGCGGGAGUCCGAUGCUACCUGUCCCACCCACUGGUGAGACUGGUCAAUGGUAACACUGAAGGAGAAGGCAGAGUCGAAGUGUUUCACCGCGGAUCCUGGGGGACAGUUUGCGACGACCACUGGAGUGAAAUCGACGCCAACAUCGUCUGUCAGGAGCUCGGUUUUGCCCGCGCCAUCAGUGCAUCCGGUUUCGCCACCUUUGGAGAAGGCAGUGGAACUGUAAGUUUAAAG
Geodia barretti is the source of this 4061-nucleotide messenger RNA. NCBI's taxonomy places the organism in Eukaryota, Metazoa, Porifera, Demospongiae, Tetractinellida, Geodiidae. The record is from the annotation of a GenBank genome assembly.